Messenger RNA from Aureococcus anophagefferens, 225 nucleotides. RefSeq lists its product as hypothetical. The annotation marks the transcript as partial. The transcript has a single exon. The record is from RefSeq and is a predicted model, not a curated record. Lineage: Eukaryota; Pelagophyceae; Pelagomonadales; Pelagomonadaceae.
UUGCAAUUUUCAAUCAUGAACGAGGAAUUCCUAGUAAACGCGAGUCAUCAGCUCGCAUUGAUUACGUCCCUGCCCUUUGUACACACCGCCCGUCGCACCUACCGAUUGAAUGGUUCGGUGAAACCUCCGGACUGGGGUUCGCAAGCUUCACGGCGAACGUACCUCGGGAAGUUGGUUAAACCUCACUAUUUAGAGGAAGGUGAAGUCGUAACAAGGUCUCCGUAG